AUUUACAGGUUGAAAUAGGUUGGGGGAGAUCAAAAUGGGAGCUUCAUCGGUUGAACAGUACGGAGUCGGAGGAUUCCGGCCUCAGGCCGCCGAAAGCCGUUUCUUGCCGCCGGCCGACGUCAAGAUCGUGACCUCCGACGGCCGGAGCAUCCCUGCUCAUUCCAGCGUAUUGGCUUCGGCGUCGCCGGUGUUGGAGCGGAUGCUGGACCGGUCGCGUAAAGGCGGCGACGGCGCCGGAAGGGUCAUCCACAUCCUCGGCGCCCCUCACGACGCCGUCCUCGUCUUUGUUCAAUGCCUUUACUCUUCCAGAAGGCGCGGGGAGAGUUGGCGGAGGGAGGCGGCGGAGGAGGUGGCGCGGCAGGGGGUGGCGCUGCUGGCGCUGGCGCACGCGUACAGGGUCCGGUGGCUGAAGCAGCAGAUCGAGGCGGCGGUGGCGGCGCGGUGGGUGAGCGCGGCGACGGCCGUGGACGGGCUGAAGCUGGCCAGGCUCUGCGACGCGCCGCGCCUCUUCCAGCGCUGCCUGGCAGUGGCGACCAAGGACUUCGCCACCCUGCAGCAGACCGAAGGGUGGCGCUUCCUGCAGAAGCACGACCCCGCCAUGGAGCUCGAGAUUCUCCAAUUCGUCCAUGAAUCGGCGCGGAGAAGGAAGCGAUGGAGGAGAGAGCGGACGCACCAAGAGAUGUACAUGCAGUUGGCGGAAGCCAUGGACAGCCUACAGCACAUCUGCACGGAGGGCUGCACCGACGUCGGGCCGCGCUGCAGCGCGCCGGCGAGCAACCCCUGCACGAGUUUUAGUACGUGCGAGGGGCUGCAGCUACUCCUCCGGCACGCUGCCGCCUGCGGCGAUCGGAAGGUGACUCCCAAGGGCUGCAACCACUGCAAGAGACUGUGGCAGCUCUUUCGCCUCCACUCCUCUCUCUGCGAAGACUCUGUCUCUUGCAGACUCCCUCUCUGCAGGCAAUUCAAGAAGAAGAUGGAGGAGGAGAAAGAGGACAAGACGUGGAGGCGGCUGGUGGAGAAGGUGGCCACGGCUAGAGUUAUGGCUACCUUGGCCAACCGGAAGGUGCCUCAGCUGGUGCAGAAAUCAUGGGUGAGAUAUAGAGGAAGAAGAUAGGUCGUUGAAAAUUCUUGUUUGCACUCAUUUGUUGAUUGCUCAUUCUUUUUCAUAUACAUCAAAAAAAAAAAAAUGUAUGCUUAAUGAAUACAUCUCGCUAUCUCAGUUCUAAUUAAGCUCCAUAUGAAGGUCUGUCUUUUUAAUGUAAGGCCUGCCUGAAGUUUUAAGUUCAUGGUCAUGCACGAGGACAAGUUAGUAGUCCAAGAAAAAACUUGGUAAAUUUAUAUGUGGUCAAAAUUUUUAUUCAUUUUCUACAAUAAAAGUUGAAUUUGGGGAGA
Zingiber officinale is the source of this 1392-nucleotide messenger RNA. Its product is annotated as BTB/POZ and TAZ domain-containing protein 2-like. Gene Ontology annotation, molecular function: protein binding. The coding region runs from base 35 to 1114 and encodes 359 amino acids. Gene Ontology annotation, cellular component: nucleus. Lineage: Eukaryota; Viridiplantae; Streptophyta; Magnoliopsida; Zingiberales; Zingiberaceae. The record is from RefSeq and is a predicted model, not a curated record. The transcript has 5 exons.